Molecule: messenger RNA, 447 nt
Organism: Cyprinus carpio (common carp)
Lineage: Eukaryota; Metazoa; Chordata; Actinopteri; Cypriniformes; Cyprinidae
Product: WD repeat-containing protein 11-like
Exons: 7
Coding region: 1-447 (148 amino acids)
Cellular component (GO): cytoplasm
Source: RefSeq, a predicted model, not a curated record
AUGAAUAAUGGCUGCGUGAGAGUGCUGGAGAUGGCCAUGAAGUCAUUGCCAGUUAUAGAAUGGAUGAGCAGGGACCUGACAGAUCCAGUAUGGUGUCCCUAUCUUCUACUGCCACGUGCUGCUCUCACACUGAAGGCCUUUCUGCUACUGCAGCCAUGGUCUGAUACAUUCACCAUGGACAUCACUCAUGUAGACUACAAAGAAAAAGAUGAAAUCAAGGGACUGAUCCAGGAACAGCUCAACUCUCUUUCUAAUGACAUCAAAAGCGUUCUCCAGGGUCCAAAUCUGAACUUGCUACAACGCUCUGCCUCCUUGUGUCUCGGGUCUCAUAGGUUUCAGUUGGAGCGUGUUCGUCUACAAGAAGUGAAACGAUCCAGCUAUGAACACACCAAAAAAAGUGUGCUGACCAGCUGCUGCUGCUGGGACAGUGACGACCCAAACGGAUAG